Petromyzon marinus (sea lamprey) is the source of this 1152-nucleotide messenger RNA. NCBI's taxonomy places the organism in Eukaryota, Metazoa, Chordata, Hyperoartia, Petromyzontiformes, Petromyzontidae. The record is from RefSeq and is a predicted model, not a curated record.
CAGAACACGUCGAUGAUGCGCGUGCGCGACACCAAGAUAUUCUUGGUGUCGGCGUACCACGACCAGCGCGAGGCCGGUCAGAGCACACGCAUCAUCGGCAUCGCCAACCAGUAUGAGCCGAACGUGCUCUCCUGCCACUUCUGCUGCCGAGGGCACUCGGAGAUCCUGACGGUCACCGCCAGCGCCUACGUCCACUCGGAUCACUUUGACUUCCCGUACGGCACGGCCGACUUCCUGUGCACGGAGCCGCUGGACUGCGAGCCGGGACACGUGUCCGUCCAGCGCAUGCGCACAAUACCGGACGAGGAAGAGGCCGAGUGGGUCUUCAUGCCCGUGCGAAAUCGGCUCUACAUGCCCCCCACCAUCACACAGGAAUUCAGCGUCUGCAUCUCCACGCUCUUCGGGAACUACGGCAACGUCCUGCAGUUCGUGCAGGCGAUCGAAAUGUACCGCAUCUUGGGUGCGGGCCGCGUGACGGUGUACAACACAAGCUGCAGCUCUGAGCUGAACAAAGUGCUCCUCUACUACAUCAAGACCGGCCUCGUCGAGGUCGUUCAGUGGCCCAUCACGGACUACGUGCGGGUGUCCAGAGGGUGGCACUACCCCGAGCACCCAGGCGAGCUGCACUACUAUGGCCAGAUAGUGGCGCUGAACGACUGCGUGUAUCGGCACAUGUACAGCACGCGCUACCUGGUCCUCACGGACAUCGACGAAGUGAUCAUCCCUUUGAAGCACACAAACUGGAAGGACCUCAUGCGGUACUUGAACGACAAGUACGGCGCCGACAUUUACACAUUCGAAAACCACGUGUUUCCCUACACGGUAUCGGAAGAGUUUGGGUCGAAGUUCCAGGCGUGGAACGCCAUCCCGGGCGUCAACAUCAUGCGCCACAUUAGACGGGAGCCAAACCUGCCGGAGGUCUUCAACCCGACCAAGAUGAUCCUGAACCCACGCGCGGUGCUGCAGACGUCGGUGCACAGUACGCUCAACGCGCUGGGCAUCUCGCAGACGGUGCCCGGAGACAUCGCGAUCAUGCACCACUACCGAUCGCCCAAGCAGCCCGACCUGCCGCUCGACUCGCUGGUCGUGGACCUCACGCUGUGGAGAUACAAUGCCACUCUGAUCAGAAAUGUCAACAAGGUCCUCAACUAG